Molecule: messenger RNA, 892 nt
Organism: Anopheles darlingi
Lineage: Eukaryota; Metazoa; Arthropoda; Insecta; Diptera; Culicidae
Gene: Elp5
Product: elongator complex protein 5
Exons: 3
Coding region: 77-820 (247 amino acids)
Biological process (GO): tRNA wobble uridine modification
Cellular component (GO): elongator holoenzyme complex; cytosol; nucleus
Molecular function (GO): tRNA binding
Source: RefSeq, a predicted model, not a curated record
CGACGUAUUUUUUGUGGUUUUUGAGCAGCAAAUCCAUUUUCUCGAAUUAAUUGUGUAGUAAAUUCAUUUUUUAGGAAUGAUUCGAAUACAUCAAAAGACGAAGGAACUGAAAAAUGCCACACGGUUCAGCAACUUGGCCUUACCGCAGCAAAAGAUCGUCGUAAUAAGUGACAAAAUUGGUGCUGAACCGAGGGCCUAUCGAUUAAUAGCGAAAUGGCUCACCGAACAACACGGAGAGCAGCAAGGGUUUUCGAUUGGCGUAAAUCAAUUGAACGAAUCAGCCCCUUUUAUGACGAUGCACAUUUCGAAGAUCGAGCGCCACUUUCAGCUGAAGCAGGUUUUUCAGUUCAUAGCCGUAUGCCGGAAGAAUCCUAAGGUAGUGCACCUGUUCGUAUGGGUUGCGGAAAGCAAGUUGAAGCAACCGUUUCUCCUGCCAUACCUGGAGCACAUGUCCGACACGAUGGUCACUCUUGAAGAUAGCGAACAUUUAGCUCUGGUGGUGAAGAAACCUAGCGGAGCGGUGACCAACAAGUACUACGAAGUGUGUGCGUCUUCGAGUGAGUUCAAUGUGAUCGAGACAAAGCGUGUGGCGAAUGUGAAGCAUGUGCAAGCAACGGCAGAACCGGCACCACCCAUCAACCCAGCAACGCUCGGUACAUUCAAGAUCGACCUGAAGGAGACGGAACAGCAGGCUAAGAAUGCCCUGACACUGCCUUUCGAAUUCUUCAAGACGACCCCGGAUGGAGGCAAAAUCUUGUACCAUCCCGAUGCAGCGGACGAUCUUGAUGAGGAAGACCCCGAUGACGAUUUGCUAAUAUGAUUUUGCUUCGGAUAUAUCACAGCCAUCGUCGAUAAGCGGCACAAUAGAAGAGUAUAUGGUAAUUGUUUGUUU